AUGGUUUUCGCAAGAUAUGGACAACCAGAGGUUGAUAUUGAAAAUGUUAAAUCUGAAGCUGAAGUAAACUCUUUUGAAAAAAGAGAUUCUUCAUAUGAGCAACAAAGACAUGAAAGCUCUUCAUCAGAUGAUCAAAGCUCAAUCAAAUCUACAGAAACUCAUUCAACACAUCGUACUUUAACCUCAAGAACGGUCAAUUUAAUUGCUCUUGGUGGUAGUAUUGGUACAGGUUUAUUUGUUACUAUUUCUUCAACUUUAAUGUACGGUGGUCCGUUGGGGUUAUUAUUGUCAUAUAUGAUAUGGUCAUUGACAACUUUUUGUGUCAUUGUUUCAAUUGGUGAAAUGGUUACCUACUUACCAAUUAAUGCUCCUUUUAUUCAAAUGGCCGGUCGUUGUGUUGAUGAAGCCUUUGAAGUUGUUACAGGAUUCAAUUAUUAUGUCAUGAUUAGUAUUUAUAUUCCUUUUGAAAUCACAGCUGUUAAUUCAAUGAUUCAUUUUUGGAGAGAUGAUUAUUCCCCAGCUAUUAGUUUCUGUAUUCAAAUCUUCAUUUAUACCGUUUUGAAUGUGUUUGCAGUCAAAUGGUUUGGUGAAUCUGAAUUUUACUUAACAAUAGGUAAGGUGGUAUUAGCUGUUGGUUUAAUCGUCUUUACUUUUGUUACAAUGGUUGGUGGUAAUCCUCAACAUGAUGCUUUUGGUUUCCGUAACUGGAACAACCCAGGACCAUUUGUUGAAUAUUUACACAAGGGUACUUUUGGUGAAUUUACCGGUUUUUUCAAUGCUUUGACAAGAGCUUGUUUCACAAUUGUUGGUCCAGAGUAUCUUGCAAUGGUUGCAGGUGAAACCGGUCAAGAAACUCGUAAAGUUUUAGCUUCAUCAUUCAGAACAGUUUUUUAUAGAAUGGCAGUCUUUUACAUUUUGGGUGCUUUAAGUGUUGGUAUUUUAUUAGCUUCAAAUGAUCCAACUUUGUUAAAAUUAGCUGGUACAGAUUCUGCUUCAAAUGGUAAUUUCUCACCUUAUGUUAUUGCAAUGAAAAAUAUGAAUAUUCAAGUUCUACCACAUAUUGUUAACGUACUCUGUGUCCUCUCAACAUUCAGUGCUGGUAAUUCAUAUGUGUAUUGUUCAUCAAGAGCUUUAUUAGCAAUGGCACAAAGAGGUUUUGCACCAAAGUUCUUUCAAUACUGUACUAAAGAUGGUGUUCCAAUUUUCUGUGUUGGUGUUGCAUUUUUAUUUUCAUUAUUAUCAUUAUUACAAUUAGGUGAUGGUGCAGCCAAAGUCUUGAACUGGAUCAUUAACGUCGUUACCAGUGCCCAAAUUGCCAAUUAUUUCUUCAUGACAAUUACUUAUAUUCAUUUCUGGAGAGCAUGUAACAAGCAAGGUUUAGACAGAUCGAAAUUUCUUUACAAAUCAUAUUUUCAACCUUAUACAACAAUUUUCCCUAUGAUCAUGACUGCUUUGAUGAUAAUUACUAUUGGUUAUGCUACUUUUAUUCCAGGUAAUUUUACAGCUGGUGGGUUCUUGACAAACUAUUUAAUGAUCUUAUUAGAUAUUGUUAUUUUCAUUGUUUAUAAAUUGGUUAAGAGAACAAAAUUUGUUAAACCUGAAGAAGCAGAUUUGGUUUCGGGACUUGAUGAAGUGACAGAACAUGAACGUCGUUACAUAGAGAGAAUGGAGAAGAGCAACAAAUACAAUGAGAAGCCAACUAUAUUACAAUCCAUUUAUGGAUGGAUUUUCUAG
This is a messenger RNA of Hansenula ciferrii, 1734 nucleotides long. RefSeq names its product General amino acid permease (gene AGP4). The transcript has a single exon. Gene Ontology annotation, biological process: amino acid transmembrane transport. The coding region runs from base 1 to 1734 and encodes 577 amino acids. Gene Ontology annotation, molecular function: amino acid transmembrane transporter activity. Gene Ontology annotation, cellular component: membrane. The record is from RefSeq and is a predicted model, not a curated record. NCBI's taxonomy places the organism in Eukaryota, Fungi, Ascomycota, Saccharomycetes, Phaffomycetales, Wickerhamomycetaceae.